This is a messenger RNA of Salvelinus sp. IW2-2015, 736 nucleotides long. Its product is annotated as glycerol-3-phosphate dehydrogenase, mitochondrial-like. The record is from RefSeq and is a predicted model, not a curated record. Lineage: Eukaryota; Metazoa; Chordata; Actinopteri; Salmoniformes; Salmonidae. Gene Ontology annotation, biological process: glycerol-3-phosphate metabolic process. Gene Ontology annotation, cellular component: glycerol-3-phosphate dehydrogenase (FAD) complex; mitochondrion. Gene Ontology annotation, molecular function: glycerol-3-phosphate dehydrogenase (quinone) activity. The transcript is spliced from 5 exons. The annotation marks the transcript as partial.
AUGUCGUCCCUAGAGGAAGAGACAGUUGAGUUGGGAGCCCAGUCCCCCUCCCUACAGCCCCGUACCUCCGUCUCCACUCUAUCCGCGCCUCCUGGAGGUCAACACAACGACGCUCGAAUGAACCUCGCCAUCGCCCUCACUGCUGCCAGGUAUGGGGCUGCCAUAGCCAAUUACACUGAAGUGGUGCACCUACUGAAGAGGGUAGAUCCUCAGAUGGGCAAAGAGAGGGUCUGUGGAGCGCACUGCAGGGACGUGAUCACAGGGCAGGAAUUUGAUGUCAGAGCCAAAUGUGUUAUCAAUGCCACAGGACCUUUUACCGAUGCACUGCGGAAAAUGGAUGAUCAGAAGAACCCCAACAUCUGUCAGCCCAGUGCUGGGGUGCACAUCGUCAUCCCGGGCAAUUACAGUCCAGACAACAUGGGUCUCCUGGACCCAGCCACCAGCGAUGGACGCGUCAUCUUCUUCCUGCCCUGGGAGAAGAUGACCAUCGCCGGGACCACGGACACGCCCACGGAGAUCACACCGCACCCCAUCCCCAUGGAGGAGGACAUCAACUUCAUCCUCACGGAGGUCCGCAACUACCUCAGCCCCGAUGUCGAAGUGAGGAGAGGAGAUGUUUUGGCAGCCUGGAGUGGUAUUCGUCCGCUGGUCACAAACCCCAACUCCAAGGACACUCAGUCAAUCUGCAGGAAUCAUAUUGUCCACAUCAGUGACAGCGGGCUGGUCACCAUCGCUG